CUGGCACAGGCUGUGGAGACCAGAAGAGGAGACAGUGGCCGCUGUGAUGAGCCCCGAGUCCCCGAGGUGUAGUGUGCGGUUCCCUGGAGGCAGCCAUUGAUGCCCUGUGCUCCGCUCCUCCUGGCCCUCGUGCCAGCUGUAUGUAAGUGCCCCUGCACCCUGCGAAGUUCUCAUCACCAGGACACUGACAAAGCUCCGUCUGUGUAAAGCAGGGAUUGGCAAGCAAUAUGAAGAAGGUUCAGCCAUUUCUGUGCGGCUGUAGAGAUGCUGGAUACUGAGGAUCAGCCCACGUGAGGAGCGUAUCCUGGUCUACACCGCCAUCUCUAUAGUUGACUGCAUUCUUCAGCCACUUGUGACCGGAUUCUGUAGACACCCAAAUUACACAUUCGUCAAUGGCUCCCCUCCUGGAAUAUGAAAAUCAAAUCUUCCUAGACCUGUUCCAUGAGGAUGGGCUCAUCAUCGCCGCUCGUGGACUCGGCAUUGAUAGAAUCCUGCAGAAUUUCUUGAAGCUUUAUUGUGAUCCUGGGAACUUGGUGCUGGUGCUAAAUACCAAUACUGCAGAGGAGGAAUAUCUGAUUGAACAGAUGAGAUCAGAAGGAGUCACCGACUUGCCACGGAUUGUCACCAAUGAGGUCAGCAGUAACGAGCGCUAUGAUGUAUACACACAAGGCGGAGUACUGUUUGUCACUAGUCGCAUCCUUGUGGUUGAUUUCCUCACUGAUAGGAUUCCAGCCAACUUGAUAACUGGUAUCCUUGUGUAUAAGGCACACAAGAUUAUGGAGUCCUGCCAGGAGGCCUUCAUACUGCGCUUAUAUCGGCAAAAGAACAAGCAGGGCUUCAUAAAAGCCUUCACGGACAAUCCGGUCGCCUUUCACACUGGUUUCUGCCAGGUGGAACGUGUAAUGAGAAAUCUGUUUGUCAGAAAACUUUAUUUAUGGCCAAGGUUUCAUGUGUCUGUGAAUUCAUUUCUGGAGAAACACAAGCCUGAAGUGGUGGAGCUGCACAUCACGAUGACCCCGGCCAUGCUGGCUAUACAAGCAUCCAUAUUGGAUAUAAUGAACGCGUGCCUGAGGGAGCUCAAACGCUACAAUCCUGCUCUGGAAGUGGAAGAUCUGUCCCUAGAGAAUGCCAUUGGCAGGGCCUUUGAAAAGACUAUACGCCAUUACUUGGACCCCUUGUGGCAUCAGCUUGGAGCCAAAACGAAAUCUUUGGUUCAGGAUUUAAAAAUCCUCCGCACUCUUUUACAGUACCUGUCUCAGUAUGACUGUGUGACGUUCCUGAAUCUGCUAGAGUCAAUGAGAGCCAGUGAAAAAGCAUUUGGGCAAAAUUCAGGGUGGCUGUUUCUUGACUCGAGUACGUCUAUGUUUGUUCAUGCUCGAGGCCGGGUCUAUAGUAUUCCUGAAUCUAAAUCUACCAAAAAAUGUAAAACUGAUGAACCAAAUGAGAAACGGGAUGGGAAGAGAGAGUUGGUUCUAGAAAGCAAUCCUAAGUGGGAAGCUCUGAGUGAGGUUCUGAAAGAGAUUGAAAUGGAGAACAAGACCAGUGAUGCUCUCGGUGGACCAGGCCGUGUAUUGAUUUGUGCCAGCGAUGAUCGUACCUGUGCUCAGCUGAGAGAAUAUAUUGCAGUGGGGGCCGAAGCACUGUUGAUGAGGCUGUACAACAAAACCUUUGGGAAAGAUGAAAAAGCUGCUGAACUGUGGCUGAAGAACCGAAAAACUGUCAAGAAGAAGGAUUCAGGUACAAGUGGGAAAAAUGCUCGUGCAAAGACGACAAAAGAAGGCACAAGUAAUCAGAAAAGAAAUUUAAAGAAGACUGAACUGACUUUAACACAGAUGAUUGGUAAAGCGGAGGAAGAUGAUGUCAAAGAUCAGGAUAGAGAGGAAAGUAUGAGCAUAGAGAGCGGUGUAGAAGAACCGAACUAUGAAGACCUGCAGUUGAAUUUGCCUUCAGACUGUUAUUACGGUGUCUUGAAGGAGCCCCUCACUGUCAUCCAUCCUUUGCAAGGCUGCACUGACCCCUAUGCACUUACCAGGGUACUGCAUGAAGUGGAUCCAAGAUACGUUGUCCUAUAUGAUGCAGAUCUCAGCUUUGUGCGACAGCUUGAGAUAUACAGGGCAAGCAUGCAAAAGACUUUAAGAGUUUAUUUUCUUGUCUAUGGUGGAUCCACAGAAGAGCAGAGAUACCUCACGUCACUCAGGAAGGAAAAAGAAGCAUUUGAGAAGCUGAUUAGGGAGAAGGCCAGCAUGGUAAUCCCUGAGGAAAGAGAAGGAAGAGAUGACACAAACUUGGAUCUUCAGAGAGAUGUUACUCCUGCCUCUAAUGCCACUGAUACCCGUAAAGCUGGAGGCCAGCAGAAGAAGAACAUGCAGCACAACAUCAUUGUGGACAUGAGGGAAUUCCGCAGCGAGUUACCAUCUCUGAUCCACAGACGCGGCAUUGACAUAGAACCUGUCACUCUAGAAGUGGGAGAUUAUAUCCUGACGCCAGACAUAUGUGUAGAGAGAAAAAGUGUGAGUGACCUGAUUGGCUCAUUGAACAAUGGACGUCUCUACACGCAGUGCGUUUCCAUGUGCCGAUACUACAAGCGGCCUAUUCUUCUGAUAGAAUUUGACCCCAACAAGCCAUUCUCUCUCACGUCUCGAAGUUCAAUCCACCAGGAAAUUUCUGUGAAUGACAUCACCUCAAAAAUCACCCUCCUCACUCUGCACUUUCCUAGACUUCGUAUUCUGUGGUGUCCGUCACCUUAUGCCACCGCAGAACUGUUUGAGGAGCUGAAGCAGAACAGGCCACAACCUGAUGCCGCGACCGCCAUGGCUAUUACUGCUGACUCGGAAACCAUUCCAGAAUCUGAGAAAUAUAAUCCAGGCCCUCAGGACUUCCUUCUAAAAAUGCCAGGGGUCAAUGCCAAAAAUUGUCGAGCCAUAAUGAAUCAUGUAAAGAACAUAGCAGAGCUGACAACGCUAUCUCUAGAGAGGUUGUCUGAGAUUCUCGGGAACCCUAACACAGCAAAACAACUUUAUGAAUUCAUUCACACGUCUUACGCCGAGGCAAUUUCCCAGGGGAAAGCGAAACGUUGAUGUAUUCUUAUAGAUUUAUGCAUUUACAGAGAAUAUUUAUUUUUCUUAUAUUUGUAGCUGUUCUUACUUUUCAUCAUCUAACGGCUGAUACAAAUAUUUUAUUCCUAUGUAAAUAAUUAGAUUCUGUCCUAAUUACAGUAUGUAUUAUUUGUAAACUUGCUAAUAUAGAUGCAAAAAUAAUGAUUUUCCCAUUAACAGCACAGUUAAAAGGGUUUUAUUAGAUUUUUGAACUGAUGACCGAUCCUCUGUAUAGUAUUCCAAUCAAAGUUGACGGCAGCAUAUCCAUUAGAAGAUCUUUAUUCAUAAUGGGUCCAUAGAAAAAUGUACAAAAAAGCCAAAGAAAGUGCAAUGUUUUGACUGCUUUAAAAAGACUACUAUGUAGUCGAAAUGUUGCACUUUCUUUGGCUUUUUUUGUACAUUUUUCUAUGGACCCAUUAUGAAUAAAGAUCUUCUAAUGGAUAUGCUGCCGUCAACCUUGAUUGGAAUACUGAUCUAAUGACCACUGUGGAUUUGGGGUCACGGAUGGGCUGAUGCAUUCCUGAGGAAGGCUACAUGGUAUGUUGGUGCUGCUCUCAACUAGUGUUUUUUCUGCUAUUCGAUCUUUUGGAUAGGUCAUUAGUAUAUGAUCAGUGGGGGUCCAGGACCCCCACCAAUCAGAUUUUUGAGAAAGCACUGGUGCUCACAGAUGAGCUGCGAUACCAGUCACGGCCACUAAACAAUGUACGGCUUGUGCUUGGUGAGCAGGGAGAAGGCCGCAUCACUACUGUGAGCGCUAGUGCCGUCUCAAACAGUUGACCCCCACCAAUCAGAUACUGCUGAUCUAUCAGUUAAAAUAUCUCAGAAAAUCCCUUUAACCUAAAGUCUGUAGCGUAGGCUAUGUUCACAUCACUUUUGGAGUAAAAGCUUCUGGCAUGUACGCCAAAGGUAUCGACGUAUACUUUUUUUUUUUUUGCGGUAUGGAAUAGCAAAGUUAGACUAUACUAUUCUAUACAGUAAGGAAAAGCAUGGUAUAUCUUUUUUAUAUACAAAUUAAGUCUAUAUAUGCUUACCUACACAGUGGGAUAUGUUGCAGUCUUCAAAUGGAGGUAUACAUCAGGAGAUCCUCUGGACUUAAUACCUCAAACAGUGGCUGAAGAAGAGAUGUGAACACAGCCUUACAGAAAUGCACUUUCCAAACAAAGAUGCAGAAGACUAGGAAAAAUAGAUUUUAUGCAACUCCACAGUAAAGCUGGCAAUACACAUGAGAUAGUUGUCAGCCUAACACGUGUUCGGGCGACAGCCAUUUCUCCCAAUUCUUUGAUACAUACGUGUCUCAGUGAAGCAUGCAUAUGUAGUGAAUGGGGAGAAGAGCCAGAGAGCCACCGUCAGACAAAUCUGGCAGCGGCUUAUCACCUGAGAACAAAAGGAUCUGGCAGUUACCAUCCAAUGUGCCCAUUCC
Messenger RNA from Bufo bufo (common toad), 4515 nucleotides. It is a transcript of the gene ERCC4, whose product is annotated as ERCC excision repair 4, endonuclease catalytic subunit. Bases 393 to 3077 code for a protein of 894 amino acids. Gene Ontology annotation, molecular function: single-stranded DNA endonuclease activity; damaged DNA binding; single-stranded DNA binding. Gene Ontology annotation, cellular component: nucleotide-excision repair factor 1 complex. The transcript has 13 exons. Gene Ontology annotation, biological process: double-strand break repair via homologous recombination; resolution of meiotic recombination intermediates; nucleotide-excision repair involved in interstrand cross-link repair. Lineage: Eukaryota; Metazoa; Chordata; Amphibia; Anura; Bufonidae. The record is from RefSeq and is a predicted model, not a curated record.